This is a messenger RNA of Nanorana parkeri, 1949 nucleotides long. It is a transcript of the gene RGS20, whose product is annotated as regulator of G-protein signaling 20. The record is from RefSeq and is a predicted model, not a curated record. Lineage: Eukaryota; Metazoa; Chordata; Amphibia; Anura; Dicroglossidae. Bases 419 to 1183 code for a protein of 254 amino acids. The transcript is spliced from 5 exons.
UGUGUAGGAGCCAGUAACACCACACACACACACACAUGCACACCUUCCCAGGAUACACACACUGCUGUGAACUGACUGUAAUGUCAAGGGACUUGGUGCUGAAGGAAGGCUCUUGUCACACAGCAGCAGUAUAGCAGCAUCCUUUUCAUCUCUCUCCUGGCAUUCACGGUUCACUUCUCCUUUCCUUAUAAUCACACCAGCAUCCCUAUUCUGGGGCUACUUCCAGCCACACUGGCUUGCAUCAAAGCAGCAAUCAGCCUCUGCCUUCCUGGUGAACAGGUUGACAACCUGAUCUCAUCUUUCCUAUUUGUCGGAUGAUCAGGGCUGACCCGAGCAGCGCUUAUUAUUUGGGAUUGAUAAGCAAAGCUCUAAUAAUAAUAAGUCCGGUAAUAAUAAUACUGCUAGAAGCCUGAGACGCAUGCGCAUGGAUGAUGAGCAGCCAGCCCUGGGUGAGCAGCCCAGCUUCAACGGAUGUGAUCAAGGCAAAGAUUUGCAGCUUUCUCCCAGCAUUGAUGGUGAAAUUCCCAUGGGAACAGAGCGGAUGGAGAUGCGCAAGCGGCAGAUGUCAGUGCACCAAGAGACUGUGAGCUCCUCUCAGGCACAGCAGGGAGUUGGGAAUAGGGGAUCUAAUGCGUGCUGCUUCUGUUGGUGCUGUUGCUGCAGCUGCUCAUGCCUCACAGUUAGGAAUCAGGAAGAUGAGAGGACGAGAAGGUCAUCUAACGAAAUCAGAGGAGAUGGCAUCCCAAACUGUGAAGAAAGCCCAACUCCUACCCUUGAAGACAUGAACUCCUGGGGCCAGUCGUUUGACAAGCUCAUGGCCACUCCGGCAGGAAGAAAUGCUUUCCGGGAAUUCCUCAGGACAGAAUUCAGUGAAGAGAACAUGCUCUUUUGGAUGGCCUGUGAGGACCUCAAGAAGGAAUCCAACAAAAAUGUCAUAGAAGAGAAAGCUAGAUUAAUAUAUGAGGACUACAUCUCCAUUCUGUCUCCAAAAGAGGUGAGCCUGGAUUCCAGAGUGCGGGAAGUCAUCAACCGCAACAUGUUGGAACCCACACAACACACUUUUGAUGAUGCCCAACUCCAGAUCUAUACCUUAAUGCACAGAGACUCCUACCCACGUUUUAUGAACUCUGUAAUAUACAAGAACCUUCUUCAAACCUUAUCGGAGGACACUGCUGAAUCUUAGGGGGGGGGGGGGGUUUCUGUUUUGUGUUUUUUAAUUAUUAUUUUUAUUGUUCUUUUUAUUUAUUUAAAACCAAUGAAAAAAAAUGGGUACUACACUUGGCAGGGAGUUUAGCACUAUUUCCCUGAAAUUUCAACUCAGGCAUAUUUUAAUAAAGACUUCUAUAAUAUUAUCUACGGCUGAGGGCUCCUCGUUGCCAAUGCCUGUUGCAGCUAGUUAUCGAUUUUAGUGAUAUUUUCCAAGUAAGACACAAAAAGAGUUGGAAAUGUUUUUAAAUGAUAUAUUAAAUAUAGUAGUUGUAUUUUUACAACAGUAAUUAGUAUAUAUUCAAAGACGAGCAUUACACAGGUGGAAGUGCCUUGCUGUGUUUAUGUCUAUUUCCUAGGACUAGGUUGGAUUAAAGACAAAGAUUCUGAUGUCCAGAACAAGAUUUGUUUACUAGGAAGGGUACUUCCACUUGUCUUCGGGGAUAUACAAUAUAUGCUUGUGAGUAUGUGAAUAUAUAGAUAUUUAUACUGUAUAUAUGCACACAUACGUUAUACAAGCAGGAACAGUCUUGAGUUCAUGAGAUCCACUGGUAUGGAAGACUCCUGGCUUUUUGUUAAAGGCCUAAGAUUCUGAUAUCUAAAUGUAACUUGUUCAUAUUUUAAAGGCUGGUUUUGAAUAAUGACUCACUGAUUCUCUUGUGCAAUGGGAGAAAUGAAAGAAACAAUAAACAUGGACAUUUACAUCCUUUAGAAAAAAGAAGACAAAUGUCUGAACUGUAAUA